This is a messenger RNA of Daldinia childiae, 744 nucleotides long. RefSeq lists its product as uncharacterized. Gene Ontology annotation, cellular component: intracellular anatomical structure. Gene Ontology annotation, biological process: protein lipidation; macroautophagy; protein modification by small protein conjugation. Lineage: Eukaryota; Fungi; Ascomycota; Sordariomycetes; Xylariales; Hypoxylaceae. Gene Ontology annotation, molecular function: Atg12 transferase activity. Bases 1 to 744 code for a protein of 247 amino acids. The record is from RefSeq and is a predicted model, not a curated record. The transcript is spliced from 3 exons.
AUGGAUCCUUCCAAUUGUCACCGUUCGAGCUACAAGUGCUACCCGUAUCUUACCAAGGCGGAGUUUUCUGAAGUAUGCCACUAUCUGGACAGGAGAUAUCGUCGUGCUACACUAGGACCCUUGCGCAAAGAAUGGCGUCUUCAUGUUCACACGGCGUUGGAGUUGUCCUUUGAGCCUGGUUCAGGGCGUACUACCUUUCUACAAGUCACACGACCUCUGGACAACAGAACGGCUGCUGACGAUGAGCUCGCCGCUAAGAUGGGUGGCGUCUCAUUGGGCGAGGAUCAAGAUAUGCAACUGGAUGCCGACGAAAUGAUGGUCAAGAUGGAAGAUUCGGACAAGGAAGUCGUUUCUAAACGACCAUCCCGGGCACACUUCCAAGCAGGUCACGUCAUUUAUGAGAUUCAUUUCCACCCGACUUAUAGCUCACCCUGUCUCUGGUUCACUCUACAUGGUCUGCCAGCUGGGGAAUCACCGCUCAAUAUCGAAACGGUCUUCCGUCACUUGGUCCCUGAACAGUUCAAAGAUUCUCUCCGAACAGUUGGUCCUAUAGGCGCCAUCUCAAUCGACCACCACCCUAUUACCGGACUCCCUUCGUUCUUCGUUCACCCAUGUGCCAUCGGAGACGCCAUGGCUGGGUUUGACUGCGCAAAGCAAGACUAUCUCAUGGUAUGGCUUGGUCUGGUGGGAGGGUGUGUUGGACUUUGGGUCCCUCAACAGAUGGCUGCUGUCAAUGCUGGCUAA